ACUCUGACCUCAAACUCGGAGGAUGAGAGUCGGACGAGCGCGUGACCGGCAAUCGUGACCCGUCGAUCCCAUCGGGUACAGUUGCAUAGUUUUAGUGGUGCUCCGUUGGUUGGUUGGUUUGUUCUUGUUGUUGUUGAGUGCAGCUUCCAGUUGUUGUGCCGUUACCGCGGAUGCCCCCGAUGCGGUGAGAGGGACGUCCCGACUGAUGCUGAGACCGCGACAACCACCAGCGGCGCAGUCCCGAGCACGGAAAUGAUGACUCUGAUGUCGGAGGUCGGGACUUACCUGCAGCAGUACGACAGCCUCGGCCAGCGUGGCUCUGCUUGCGCUUACCCCAGCCACCACCUGCCCCAGGAUGUCUCGGUGUACCAGGGGGACAACAUCCCCCGGCAACACGACCAACACCACCUACCUCAGCAGCACGUGGUCCGACCGCGCCACUACCAGCAGCCGUACUACCCUCACCAGGAGUCACCCCGGGAAGCGCCCCGUCCAAUAGGCCAUCACGAUCGGGAAGGACAGCACCACCGAGCCCCGGAGCUCGACUACCUUGGCUCGCCGGGCAGGGGUAACGCGCCCGAGGCCGCGGCCCACUAUCGGACCGAUCACUUUGGGGCGCGUCAGCCGCAUUACCAGACUGACACGGACGAGGAGGAUGGAGAGGAGGACGACGACGGCGACUCGGUGGUCUCGGCGGCAACGACGACGAGCAGCGGCCUCGAGUCCCCGUGCACCGGAGCUGCGGAGGAGCGCCACGUGCCCCACCCGGCCCUCCAUGCCCCGGACAGCGGCUCCACGGCCGAGUGCGGCCAGAGGCCCUGUCUCCUCUGGGCGUGCAAGGCUUGCAAGAAAAAGACCGUCACCGUCGACCGGAGGAAAGCCGCCACCCUCAGGGAGAGACGCCGGCUGCGCAAGGUGAACGAGGCGUUCGAGGUGCUGAAGAGGCGGACGAGCGACAACCCGAACCAGCGGCUUCCGAAGGUCGAGAUCCUGCGCAACGCGAUCGAUUACAUCGAGAGUCUCGAGGCACUGUUGCAGGACAACUGCGAGCCUGGCGCCUCCGCCUCGACUGGCUCGUCCCAAAAACGGAUCGCCCUCCACGGCAUGAGUGCCGGUUCCCCGCAGUACGUGACGGAAAGGCUACGGCAAUUCUCUGACCCACUGGCGAGGUUUCAACCUAUCGGUGGAUACGAUCAGAGCGUGGAGUCGCCGGCCGAUCAGAACUCGAGUAGCAGUUUGGACUGUCUCAAUUUGAUAGUUCAGAGCAUCAGCGAGACAACGGCCGCGACGACGACGCCGGUGAACAGAAAUCACUAUUCCGUCCAACAUUGAAGGCUAUUUUCCUAUUUUUGUACCAAAAAACGUUAACACGUUGCCAUAUUGUAAUAAUAAUAAUAUACGAUUGACACCAAAAAAGAACGAGAUUCUAAAAUAAUAAUGAUAAUAAAAAAUAAGACUAUAAUUUUGCACGGGAGACACGACUGAUGCGUCGAUUACUGGGGCAAAAAGUGUGCAUAUGUUGCAAAUUUUUUUAUACCAAAAAAUUGUUUUCUCGAGUGUACAAGUUUCGUACCUAAAAAUUUUUUUUAAUAACACAUUUGCUUGUCUUUAAGUACAAAGCAGUAGUGCCUAAAAAAAUUUCGUGACGAGUAUCGAGCGAAUCAUUAGCUGUAUGUACAAGUAUCUAUACAGAUGUGUUAUAUACUAUCGUAUUUUCUAAAUACUGUAAAUGUAUGUUUGAAUAGGUGAUUUUCAAAUUAAUGUUAGACAAACUGAAUCAAGAGUUAGUUUUGAAAAUGAAAAAAAAAAAAAAAAAGUAUAAUGUGCCUUACGAGCGUGU
Messenger RNA from Copidosoma floridanum, 1840 nucleotides. RefSeq names its product myogenic-determination protein nautilus (gene nau). Gene Ontology annotation, molecular function: DNA-binding transcription factor activity, RNA polymerase II-specific; RNA polymerase II cis-regulatory region sequence-specific DNA binding; protein dimerization activity. NCBI's taxonomy places the organism in Eukaryota, Metazoa, Arthropoda, Insecta, Hymenoptera, Encyrtidae. The record is from RefSeq and is a predicted model, not a curated record. Gene Ontology annotation, biological process: muscle organ development; regulation of transcription by RNA polymerase II; positive regulation of myoblast differentiation.